AGCAUUGUGGGACUCGCGUGUCGUCGCGUGAUUGAAUAACAUAUUUUAACGUGACAAGAUUGUGUAGCUUUACAUGCUGAAAGUCGCUGUAUGUAGCUUUUCAAUGUAAAAAAAAAAAAAAAAAGGUUUGGACAAUAUUCGGCUCUACUCGGGUAGGAACUCCUCUUCGGCUGCUUUUGCACACGGAAGACUGAUAACGUAGCUGCCGAUUGUCAAUGUGGUCACGUGUGUUUUGAAAAGUUUUAACGGAUGGAAAAGAGCAGGAGCUUCGUUGCUUUCAAAUGCUAUUUUGAAGCAAAACAAGUCUAACAUCGCGACUCACCGCAUUUAUACCUUUUGACAAACCUGCCGCUAUUGUCCCAGCAGCUGUUUUACUUUAACACUCGCUAGCUUUAGAUAACGUUACCUGCCUGUCUUUGGCUAACAUUAGCUUAUAGCAGCGCUGUGGACAGUCGGGUCUCGCUGUCUCAAGGGGAAUUAUACCUGUUCCGUUUUAAACGCUGGUGCCUAUAGCUUCAGUUAGACUGCGUUUCAGCAGACUCGGUUGAGUUUAGGUUAUCCAGGUUUAGAGGUCUCGUCCAAAAAUGGUGUUUUUCACCUGCAACGCGUGCGGUGAAUCACUGAAAAAAGCUCAGGUUGAUAAACACGUGAACAUGUGCCGGGGCUGCCAGGUGCUGUCCUGCAUCGACUGUGGAAAAGACUUUUGGGGGGGUGACUACAAGAACCACAAUAAAUGUAUCAGUGAAGAUCAGAAGUACGGAGGCAAAGGCUACGAGGCUAAGGCAAACAAAGGAGAUGUGAAGCAGCAGCAGUGGAUCCAGAGAAUCCACGAAGCCAUGAACAAACCUGGGGUCAGUGCAAAGCUAAAGGAUGUUCUCAUACAAGUCAGUGCGUAUGAUAACGUCCCUAGAAAGAAGGCCAAGUUUCAGAACUGGAUGAGAAACAGUCUUAAAAUAGCCAACACCAGUCUUCAUGAUGAAGUCUGGAACAUCCUCGCUGCAGCUGACAAUGCUCCGGAGGUCCCCCAGCAGACUACAAAAGAUGAACAGACAGUGGCUGAAGUCAAAGUGCAUACUAAUGGCAAUGAAAAGCAGAAUGGCCAGCCAGAUGUUGAGAAGAAGAAGCUGAACAAACGGGAGCGUAAAGAGGCCCGUCAGCAGAAGAACGGAAAAGCUAAGAAAGGUGCAGAAAAAACACUCUCACAAGAGCCAGAGGAAGACAAGGCAGGCAAAAAGAAACAGAGGGACAGAAAGAGAAAGCACAGCUGUGAAGAGGACGGAGAUGAAGAGCAGAAUGGGCACAGUGCUGAAAAUGAGACAUUAAGCAAGAAAACGAAGAUUGACAAAACAGCAGAGGCUGCUGAUGUAGACAUGUCAGAGGAGACUGAGGAUCAAACUGCUUCCAAAGGCAAAUUCAACUGGAAGGGGAAUAUCAAAGCAGUACUGAGAGACUCACCUGACCAGGAACUGUCGUUGAAGAAAAUUAGGAAGAAGGUUGUGGCAGCAUACUAUUCUUUCACUGGUGAUGGAAAUUUUAAAACGGAGGAGGAGGUUCUAGCACUAUUCAACAAGAAGAUCAACAACAAUCCCAAAUUUAGAGUUUUGAAAGACAGAGUUAGACUUGUAAAGUAGACUUUUUCAUCUCACCCCUCUGACAUGAAAUGUAUGUUCAUAGACUUUUAAAUUUAAAAGCCAUUGUUGUCUGCCAUUCUCUUUUGGAUGUUUUUAUACAGAUGACAUAAUCUCGAAGAUUAAAUCAUUUUAUAACUGAA
Xiphias gladius (swordfish) is the source of this 1771-nucleotide messenger RNA. It is a transcript of the gene lyar, whose product is annotated as Ly1 antibody reactive homolog (mouse). Gene Ontology annotation, biological process: negative regulation of transcription by RNA polymerase II; rRNA processing. NCBI's taxonomy places the organism in Eukaryota, Metazoa, Chordata, Actinopteri, Istiophoriformes, Xiphiidae. Gene Ontology annotation, molecular function: DNA binding. Gene Ontology annotation, cellular component: nucleolus. The record is from RefSeq and is a predicted model, not a curated record. Bases 585 to 1631 code for a protein of 348 amino acids. The transcript is spliced from 8 exons.